Fusarium musae is the source of this 417-nucleotide messenger RNA. RefSeq lists its product as uncharacterized. The transcript is spliced from 3 exons. Lineage: Eukaryota; Fungi; Ascomycota; Sordariomycetes; Hypocreales; Nectriaceae. The coding region runs from base 1 to 417 and encodes 138 amino acids. The record is from RefSeq and is a predicted model, not a curated record.
AUGGACGAUCCAGAAUCUGAGGCAGAUCGACUUGCCCGGUUUCUUGGACUCUGUCGAAGAUUCGACUAUAUGAAGGACCCCGUUGUCUGGGACAACGUCCAACGAAAUCUGAACACGGUAAUGGAGAUGAUUGUGGAGGUGAUGCGGCCUUACCAGCCUUUCAAAUUCAAUCAUAUGGAGCUGGCGCUCAUCUUCGUUGCCUGGCUCAUAAAGAGCAAAAAGGUCAUAUAUCGUGACCUCCCCAACCUUUCGGGAGAAAUUUUGGUGAAGACAUGGCUCGAAAUGACGGCCUGGUUGGCCAUCAUCUACGCUAAGGGUGGAAUACAUUUCGAACCGAUCAAGGUCUCAGCCCGAGAGGCUAGGUUCAAUUCAGAGAUCGCCAAGAUGAAAGAUCACUUGGGUGUUUUUGAUCAUUGA